AUGUCACGAUCCAAUGUGAUUGUCCUUUUUGCAGGCAAUUCGGAACCUUCGUUCGUUUUCCCCACUGCCAUUGCAACGGCGACAUCUAGUGCCAAUAAAAGCCUAGGCGGGCGUCCUUCUGUGCCCAACAAGCCUGGAGGUCUCACUAAUUCCUCUAUCGCCUCGAAACGUGGAAUUGAAGACUUGGACUUCCAUAUCGGUUACGAGGCUUACGCCAACGCGAAAACCUAUCAAGUGGAUCAGCCAAUCCGUCAUGGAAUUGUGGAAAACUGGGACCUUAUGGAGCGAUUUUGGGAGCAGUGCAUUUUCAAAUACCUGCGUGCCGAACCGGAAGAGAACUAUUUCAUGCUUACUGAGCCUCCGCUGAAUCCACCGGAGAACCGCGAAGCGACAGCUGAGAUUAUGUUCGAGUCGUUCAACAUCAAGGGUCUGUACAUUGCUGUCCAGGCUGUACUUGCAUUGGCAGCCAGCUGGACGAGCAACAAAGUAUCUGAUCGUACAUUGACCGGUACUGUUGUCGACAGCGGUGAUGGUGUGACACAUGUGAUUCCCGUGGCAGAAGGCUACGUCAUCGGCAGUGCCAUCAAACAUAUUCCUUUGGCUGGUCGAGACAUCACAUAUUUUGUACAGCAGCUUCUCCGUGAGCGCGGGGAAUCGGCGCAUAUCCCUGCCGAGGACAGCCGCCGUGUGGCCGAAAAAAUCAAGGAAGACUACAGCUAUGUGUGUCAGGACAUUGUUCGUGAAUUUCGUCGGUACGAUGAGGACCCCUAUAAGUACUUUGAACGUUACACCGGUGAAAAUCAGGUAACUGGACGCAGUUUCACGAUCGAUGUUGGCUAUGAACGUUUCCUUGCGCCCGAGAUCUUCUUCAACCCAGAAAUCGCGUCGUCUGACUUUUUGACACCCUUGCCAGAGGUUGUCGACAAUGUGAUCCAGCAAAGUCCUAUUGAUGUUCGACGUGGUCUAUAUAAAAACAUUGUCUUGUCCGGUGGGUCCACUAUGUUCCAGCACUUUGGACAGCGUUUGAAGAAGGAUCUAAAUGCCAUUGUAAGCCAGCGUAUCGCUGCCUCGGAAGCAGCAAGCGGAAACCUUGCUCGUAGCUCGGGCUUGGAAGUCAAUGUCAUUUCUCACCGCAUGCAACGAUAUGCUGUCUGGUACGGUGGCUCUCUCCUGGGCUCCCUUCCUGACUUUUACUCGUUCUGCUAUGAUAAGAAGGAUUAUGAAGAACAUGGUCCUAGCAUUGUCCGCAAAUUUAGUGUCUUUGGCGGCGUCUGA
Molecule: messenger RNA, 1275 nt
Organism: Malassezia sympodialis ATCC 42132
Lineage: Eukaryota; Fungi; Basidiomycota; Malasseziomycetes; Malasseziales; Malasseziaceae
Gene: ARP3
Exons: 2
Coding region: 1-1275 (424 amino acids)
Source: RefSeq, a predicted model, not a curated record